Messenger RNA from Moneuplotes crassus, 1534 nucleotides. The record is from the annotation of a GenBank genome assembly. NCBI's taxonomy places the organism in Eukaryota, Ciliophora, Spirotrichea, Euplotida, Euplotidae.
CAAAUAUUCAAUAAUAAUUAUUUGAUUAAUAUGGAACCUACCAAAGCAAGCAGCGAGGAGCAAAAGAACGUGUUUGAGAAUAUUGAGACCACAUUUUCAACAACUGACAUCAGGACAGUCUACAAAUUCAAGAAAUUGAUCGGAGGUGGCCAUUUCGGCACAGUGAGAGUGGCCUACCGAAAGACUGAUCCUGAAAAAUAAGUACGCAGUUAAGAGCAUCCUGCGAGAAAGCAUGAAGAAAGAUGUUGCCAUGCUAGAGUCUGAGAUCAACAUCUUAAAGGAGUUAGACCACCCCAACAUUGUGAGGUUUUACGAAACGUAUAUUGACUACAAAUACAUCCACAUUGUCAUGCAGCUGUGCACUGGUGGAGAACUCUUCGACAGGAUUGUCAAGCUUGAGAAGUUUUCAGAAAAAGAUGCCUCAGACUUAAUGAAGAAGAUUUUGUCAGCAGUGCAGCAUCUCCACGAACAUAGCAUUUGCCACCGAGAUCUGAAGCCUGAAAACUUUUUAUUCAAGAAUAACAAAGAGAAUGCAGAAAUUAAAAUUAUCGACUUCGGGCUGUCUAAGAAGUUCUCGAAGCUAGAGACAGACAUGACAACCAUCGUGGGGACACCUUUCUAUGUGGCACCCGAGGUCUUGUCUGGCAAUUACGACACCCAGUGUGACUUGUGGAGCUGCGGUGUAAUCCUCUAUGUACUACUAUGAGGAUAUCCUCCAUUCGAUGGAGACAGCAACAAAGAUAUUUUCAGAGCAAUCAUCAAGUCUAAGCUUGAAUUUGAUGAAGAAGAGUGGGGUAACAUAUCAGACGAGGCUAAAGACCUCAUAGCUCAAUUGUUGACUAAAGAUCCAAAAGAACGUGUUAAAGUAUCAGCAGCACUGAACCACGUCUGGUUUAAAAAGUGGGAAGAUGAUGAGGUAGACACCAAUGAAUUUCAGACCAAAUAUCUGAAGAGACUAAAGAAUUACAGGGCUCCUAACAGACUGCAGUACGAAGUCCUUUCUUUCUUGAUGAAGAACCUGGACACCUCAGAAAGAGUCAAGAUAAAGGAGGUUUUCAGAAGUAUAACUGCAAAAAGCUCAGGAGACCUCACUUUCCAGGACCUUGAAGAAGCAUUUGGAGAAGUAGGCAUCGACGGGGCUACAGAACACAUAGAAGAAUUAAAGAAAUGACUAGACUUCGAUAAAGAUGGCAAGAUCAAGUACACAGAUUUCCUAUUGGCAACUAUUAACAAAAAUGAGGCCCUCACAGACGCUAAUAUUCAGUUUGCAUUCCAUCAUUUCGAUACUGAUAACAAUGGGUUAAUCACUUUGGAUAAUCUCGUUGAGGCAUUCCAUAGAGAAGGAAAGGGGCUUUUAGAGGACGAUAUCAAGGAAAUCUUAACUCAAGCUGAUAUCUCCAACUCUGGAGAGAUUACGUUAGAGGACUUCACAAAGUUAAUGAAAUAUGAUCCUUCCAAAAUUCAUCAUAAAGACUAAAAAUAGCCUGAAUCAGCAUUCAUAUUCAAAAUUAUUAUGCUUUGAAGUUUAAUCUAA